Monosiga brevicollis MX1 is the source of this 1125-nucleotide messenger RNA. RefSeq lists its product as uncharacterized. Gene Ontology annotation, molecular function: protein phosphatase regulator activity. Gene Ontology annotation, cellular component: protein phosphatase type 2A complex. Gene Ontology annotation, biological process: signal transduction. The annotation marks the transcript as partial. NCBI's taxonomy places the organism in Eukaryota, Choanoflagellata, Craspedida, Salpingoecidae. The record is from RefSeq and is a predicted model, not a curated record. The transcript has 7 exons.
CUCAUGCGCCAGAAAAUUCAAAACUGCAACUACAUGUUCGACUUUAGCCCUGGGGCCGAGUUAUCGAGCCUCAAAGCGCGAGAGAUGAAGCGCACCGCAUUGCGAGAGCUGGUGCAGCUCUUCGAGUUGGAUCCGGUUACUGGUGCCCCACAAUUUCAAUGCACGCAGUUGGCCUUCUCCAUGACCCUCGUGGGCGACAUGGUCAACAUGUUUGAGAUUAACUGCUUGACCCGACCGCGACCACCCACCAGCUUCGGCGGGGCCGACUUUGAUCUAGAAGAGGACGAUUGCGUGCUUGACCCUUCUUGGCCUCAUUUAAUGUUGGCACUCAAUGCUUUCUUUGCCUACAUCUCCAAUCCGCUCUUUGACUCUCACGUGGGACGGCUAUACCUUCGGCAGCCCUUUGUACUCAAGGUGUUGCAACGACUUCGCUCUGCAGAGGAUUUUCGAGAACGUGAUUGGAUGAAAUCCAUCCUGCAUCGCGUAUACGGCAUCUUGCCGAGCUUGCGUGCUACCAUACGAAAAUGCAUUCGUGACGAGUUGCUUCACUUUAUCUACGAGUCACAAUCCCACAACGGCAUCGAGGAAAUCAUUGAGGUUGUCGGUAGCAUCAUCAAAGGUUUCGCAACGCCAAUCCGCGCGGAGCACCGUCGUGCUUUUUUUGACGUCAUCCUGCCUUUGCAUGCGGCCAAGUCAAUUAAUCCCUUUGCAUCACAGCUCAGCUUUUGCGUUGUGGUGUACUUGUCUGAGAAAGAUCCAGAGAGCCUGGUUCCCGCUCUUGAAGUGUUAUUGCGAUACUGGCCCAAAACAAACUCGGUGAAGCAGUUGUUCUUCCUGAACGAGGUCAACGACCUCCUCAUUGAGUGCACGGACUAUGCUUUUCAGGAGGUUUUGCCCAUACUUUUAAAAAUGUUGCAAUAUGCGCUGCGCAGCAAACAUUUUCAAGUGGCAGAGCGAGCGUUGCUGAUCAUGCAGUCAAGCUUUAGCAUGUACAUGAUUAUGGAUAGCUUUGUAGAUAGCAUGGGCGUUCUCUUGAAUCCUCUUCUCGAGGUUGGCGCCUUGUCCCUUGUUCGUCGGGCUUCCUUGAUGCUCUCUCUGGUCUGGUUUUUCAACGCCUCACCUUGA